AUGUCUGUCGAGGAAUUUGUUCGGCGGGUCGACGUCAAACGUCUCGGCUCUGGAGUUGCCUUGUUAUUUAUUCUAGCACUCUACUCGCCUGUGAUGGUGCUGGUGCUCUCCCCUGUCUACGGUUCCCUGCCAUCUCAUCUUUUCCACAGCUAUGGUGUGGCCAUUUCCGCUGGCGCUGGCUGGUUCUUGAAAGAUCAGAUCCAGAAGCGGAUCGGUCGCCUCGCUGCCACUAUUCUUCCUGUUCUGGCUUUCUGGACCCCUACCCUCCAGUACUUCCUCAUGCAGCAGAGUUCCAAGCUCGGGAAUCCAGCCGGCCCAGUCAUCACUGAACUGUUUGGCUACUACCCGCUUGUUAUGCUGACUGUCGCUGUUGCCGGCAAGCAGAUUCAAUACGCCUUGCAUCUAGAGUCGCAGGGUGACCUGGCUGUCGAGCAUGUCCCCCUAAUAGGCUCGUAUGUCGUCUAUUCCUUUGGCGAGCACGUUGCCCGAGCAAUUUUGUCUCAUGCAAUUGGAUUCACCGUCGUUUUCUCUCGUGCAGGUCUGCAGUUUCUUAUUGCAGUACUUUACUCUGCUGUUAUCCCGUCCAAAUUGCUGGUCUUCGCUAUCCCGUCUCUGCUCUUCUCGUUGACGUCUGACGUCCAUCUUGGCGGUAUUGGGGGAGUGAACUCUGCCCUGCGGAGUGAAGGCUACACUCUGCUGGCGCGCCAGGAGUCUAACACUGGAUAUCUCUCGGUUCUCGAGAACCAGCAAGAUGGCUUUCGGGUAUUGCGAUGUGACCACAGCCUCCUUGGUGGACAGUGGACCAAGGUAAACCCGGGCUACCGACCGGAGGUGGAGGACCCCAUAUACGCGGUCUUCGCCAUGCUCGAGGCUGUUCGAUUGGUUGAACCUGAUAAUGGUGGCUCGCGUGUGGAUGCUGGCAGCAAAGCGCUGGUGAUUGGCCUUGGAAUCGGUACCACCCCAGCGGCCCUCAUGAAACAUGGUAUCGAAACUACCAUUGUUGAAAUUGAUCCUGUUGUCCACAAGUUUGCAACCCAAUACUUCAACCUCCCUUCAAACCACGUCGCCGCCAUCGAGGACGCAACCAAGUUCGUCAAGCGUGCGCAGAAGUCUUCAUCUCCCCAGUAUGACUACAUCAUUCAUGAUGUCUUCACUGGUGGUGCUGAACCCGCCGAGCUCUUUACUUUCGAGUUUUUGAGGGACCUCAGCUCCAUGCUCAGAGAUGAUGGGGUUAUUGCUAUCAACUACGCUGGAGACCUUACUCUCUACCCAACUGGUUUGAUCGCUCGCACCAUCCAGCGCGUCUUCCCCUCGUGCCGUAUAUUCCGUGAACACCAAGCAGGCCAGGACGAGGAGAAUCCGAACUUCACCAAUAUGGUUUUCUUCUGCAAGAAGAGUUCUCGCACCCCUGUCCAGUUCCGUGAUCCUGUCUCCUCGGAUUUCCUACGCAGCAAGUCGCGUGAGAAUUACCUUGUCCCGAAGCAUGAGCUCGAUCCGGCCAUUUUUGCAACUAUUCCCCACAAAGGACGUUCCAUUCUCGUUGAAAAGGAAGUAAAACGUCUGCACAAGUUCCAGGACCGUGGAGCGCUGGAGCACUGGGAGAUCAUGAGGAAGGUUAUUCCUGCUGCCGUGUGGGAGAACUGGUAA
Molecule: messenger RNA, 1647 nt
Organism: Penicillium canariense
Lineage: Eukaryota; Fungi; Ascomycota; Eurotiomycetes; Eurotiales; Aspergillaceae
Product: spermidine synthase
Exons: 3
Coding region: 1-1647 (548 amino acids)
Source: RefSeq, a predicted model, not a curated record